GGCGGCGCGGGGCGCACGGCGCUGCUGCGCCCGCGGCGGGGCUCGGCCGGCCGCGUGUCCUGCGGCUGCGGGGGGCUGCACACCGAGGGAGACAAAGCCUUCGCCCAGUUCCUGACGGACGAGAUCAAGGAGGAGAAGAAGAUCCAGAAGCACAAGUCCCUGCCCAAGGUCUCCGGGGGUUGGGAGCUGGAGGUCCAUGGCACAGAGGCCAGGCUGGUGCGGAAGAUCGCCGGGGAAAAGAUAACGGUUACAUUCAACAUCAAUAACAGCAUUCCACCCUCGGCUGAAGACGACACACAAGAAGGGCAGAAACCUGAUGAGCAGGAGCCUGAACUUACAUCAACUCCAAACUUUGUUGUGGAAGUAAUAAAGGAUGACACAAAGCAGACCCUUGUUCUGGACUGCCAUUACCCUGAGGAUGAGAUUGGCCAUGAAGGAGAGGAGGAAAGCGAUAUUUUCACCAUUCGGGAGGUCAGUUUCCAGCCCACUGGAGAGUCCGACUGGAAGGACACCAACUACACCCUCAACACGGAUUCCCUGGACUGGGCUCUCUAUGAUCACUUGAUGGAUUUCCUGGCUGACAGAGGAGUGGACAACACAUUUGCUGACGAGUUAAUAGAGCUCAGCACUGCACUGGAGCACCAGGAGUACAUUAAAUUCCUUGAAGACCUCAAAAGCUUUGUCAAAUGCCAGUAGGGUAGGCUAGGAAAUUUAUCUUCAAGUGUGGGUAUUCCACAGUGCUGCUUCAUCCAGCAAUGCCCAAAUGUAUCUUCACAGUGGAUACAGAGAGUAAGUAAGUUGGAAUUUGGAGAAUGGGAGAACGAGGAUUCCCACUUGUAUUUGGGGAUUUGUAUUUAUGUUGCAGCCCAGAUCAAGUUCACUGACGUCACAGUCUGGAAUUGCCUUGCCCUGCGUGGUGGGUUUUGUACAAUUAAGAAUGAAUGUGAAGAAUAAAAACUGUUCAACAUAUCACUGAAAAA
Molecule: messenger RNA, 980 nt
Organism: Corapipo altera (White-ruffed manakin)
Lineage: Eukaryota; Metazoa; Chordata; Aves; Passeriformes; Pipridae
Gene: C1QBP
Product: complement C1q binding protein
Exons: 6
Biological process (GO): cytosolic ribosome assembly
Cellular component (GO): mitochondrial matrix
Source: RefSeq, a predicted model, not a curated record